This is a messenger RNA of Entrophospora sp. SA101, 369 nucleotides long. NCBI's taxonomy places the organism in Eukaryota, Fungi, Glomeromycota, Glomeromycetes, Entrophosporales, Entrophosporaceae. The record is from the annotation of a GenBank genome assembly.
AUGGUGAUAGUAAAGAAUAUUGAUGUAUUUUCACUAUGUGAACAUCAUUUAGUUCCUUUUACUGGAAAGAUAAGUAUCGGAUAUAUUCCGAAUAGACGUGUUCUUGGUAUAUCAAAAUUAGCAAGAAUAGCAGAAAUGUUUUCAAGAAGACUUCAAGUACAAGAACGUUUAACUAAACAAAUUGCUGUGGCUUUAGAAGAAAUACUUAAACCACAAGGUGUUGCUGUUGUCUUGGAAGCAAAUCAUUUAUGUAUGGCAAUGCGUGGUGUACAGAAACCUGGAAGUACAACUGUAACAAGUGUUAUGUUGGGUGUAUUUAGAGAACAAGCUAAAACAAGAGAAGAAUUUUUGACUUUAAUAAGAACUUAA